AUGGCGGUGCGCGAGGACAGCGCGGAAAGCUCUGCGGUGAGGAGGAGACGGGUGGAUCCGAGCGGGACAGGACACACAGAGACAAGCACCGGGGACAGUGAGCGCAGAGAUGGGACAGAGGAUAGCGGCGGAGCGGGGACGGAGGACAAGAAGCUCCGGUCCCUGCAGCCCGGGACGUACUGGCUCACCCGGAUAGUGCUGCUGCGAGCUGUAGCCUUUAUUUAUUUCAUAGCAUUCACCGUGGCCCUCCACCAGAACAAGCAGCUGAUUGGUGAACGUGGCCUUCUGCCUUGUAAGACCUACCUGAACAGUGUGAAGCGAUAUGUGGGGGGCAAGAUCGGAGCUGCGGCCUUGUCAUACACCCCCUCCCUCCUCUGGUUCAUGGACUGGGCACACAUGGACGGCAACCUAGAUACCCUCGCAGCUGUGGGCAUGGUUCUAUCCGGCCUGGUCCUCCUAACCGGGACAGCCAAUAUGGUGAUCAUGGCAACGCUGUGGGUGCUGUACCAUUCACUAGUCAAUGUGGGACAGCUAUGGUAUUCGUUUGGCUGGGAGAGUCAGCUCCUGGAGACUGGGUUCUUAGCCAUCUUCCUGUGUCCUGUAUGGAGCUUAUCUCAGAUGCCCCACCGCUGCCCCCCCUCCCUCAUCUGUGUGUGGGCCUACAGGUGGCUCAUAGUGCGCAUCAUGCUGGGAGCUGGCCUCAUUAAAAUCCGAGGUGACAAAUGCUGGCGAGACCUCUCCUGCAUGGACUACCACUACGAGACGCAGCCCGUUCCAAACCCGAUGUCGUACUACCUGCACCGCUCCCCCUGGUGGUUCCAUCGCUUUGAGACUCUGUCCAACCACUUCAUCGAGCUCAUCAUGCCUUUCUUCACCUUCAUGGGCCGCAGGAUGUGCCUGAUCAGCGGUGCCAUACAGAUCCUAUUUCAGGUAGUCUUGAUCAUCAGUGGGAACCUGAGUUUUCUGAACUGGCUGACCAUCGUUCCCAGUCUGGCCUGUUUCGACGACGCAUCAUUGGCGUUCAUGUUUUGGUCUUCAGGCGGAGCCAAGAAGACGGUGCUGAAGAUACAGGAAGAGACUACAGCUGGACACACACCAGAGCCCACAAAAGGUAUGCUGAUUCGCAGAGUGGUUAACAUCUCGCUGGGCAUUCUGAUUGGCUUCCUGAGCGUUCCCGUGGUGAUGAACCUGAUCAGCUCCAGACAAGUGAUGAACACCUCAUUUGAUCCACUGAGAAUAGUCAAUACAUACGGAGCGUUUGGGAGUAUCACGAAGGAGCGCACAGAAGUGAUCAUCCAGGGCACGGUGGCUUCAGACCCCAAAGACCCCAGCGCUGUGUGGGAAGAGUAUCAGUUCUUCUGUAAACCUGGGGACCUCUACAGGCGACCAUGUGUCAUAUCACCCUACCACUACAGGCUCGACUGGCUCAUGUGGUUCGCUGCUUUUCAGACAUAUGAGCAGAAUGAAUGGGUCAUCCACCUAGCAGGACGUCUUCUCUCUAACGACAGCACCGUGCUCUCACUGAUGGACCACAACCCAUUUGAAGGCAGAGCGAACCCCAGGUGGGUGCGAGGAGAGCACUACAUCUACAAGUUCAGCAGACCACGUAGCACCAGUGCAGCCCAGGGGAAAUGGUGGAUCAGGAAGAGGAUUGGACCCUACUUCCCCCCGGUCGACCUGGAAGGACUCAGAGGGUACUUCCAGUCCCGGAACUGGCCCCACCCACAUGUGCCAGGACACCGGAGUUAGCUAGCACCCUGCCCUGGCUAACACUACAUGACCAAGAGAUGCUAUCACAUCUGAUACUGUAGUCAAGAAGUAGUCUGGGAUUCUUAAUGGACUGAAUUGUUUUAAUGAAUGUUCUAAAUGCCAAAU
Molecule: messenger RNA, 1875 nt
Organism: Periophthalmus magnuspinnatus
Lineage: Eukaryota; Metazoa; Chordata; Actinopteri; Gobiiformes; Gobiidae
Gene: lmf1
Product: lipase maturation factor 1
Exons: 11
Coding region: 1-1749 (582 amino acids)
Biological process (GO): protein maturation
Cellular component (GO): endoplasmic reticulum membrane
Source: RefSeq, a predicted model, not a curated record